This is a messenger RNA of Onychostruthus taczanowskii (white-rumped snowfinch), 6202 nucleotides long. It is a transcript of the gene LAMP2, whose product is annotated as lysosomal associated membrane protein 2. The record is from RefSeq and is a predicted model, not a curated record. Gene Ontology annotation, cellular component: membrane. Lineage: Eukaryota; Metazoa; Chordata; Aves; Passeriformes; Passeridae.
UGCCCCACUUUCUGCCUUUCAGCACCAGCAAAACACGCACUGAAGCUCCGGGUGCCGGUGCCGGUCCGUCCCGCCGCAGGGGCCGUGUCUGGCGGGGUUUCUGCCCCGGCACCGGAGGCACCGAGCCCCGCGGAGCCCGGGCCGUCCCUCGUGUGAGGGUGGAGGGACAGCAGCGACAGCCGGCCCAGGGACACCACAGCCGUGUGGGGACAGGUGCACGGAGAGCCCACUGGCCCUUUGUAUUUACUGCAAUUUACUAUUUUUUUUUCCUCAGUGGAAGCCUCUAUAUUAUCUUCCCUGGAUGUGCACCUCUUGUAAGGUGCCCCUUCCCAGGCCAGAGCAGCGCCAGGGCACACCGCAAACACUGCCGAGGGCCAGAACAAGCCGCCGCUACCCUGCCCCUGCAGAGGCCACCGCAGCGCAGCCCCGGCCCGGUGGCCGCCGCUGUCGCCGCCGCCGCCGGUGCUAGACGGGGACCGGGACAGGAGCGGAGCAAACCCGACAGAUCCGCCCGCCCGAGCCGCCGCGCGACGAGCGGCCCGUCCGCGAUCCACGGAAUCGAGCGGCGGCGCCGAGCGGCGAUUGGAGGCGCGCGGGCGGCCCCGCCCCGCCCCUCACAUGACCGCUAGCGAGGUUUUUGUCGCGCCCGCUCGCCCCGGCCGCUCGCCGUGCCCCGGUGUCCCCGCCGCCGGCAGCAGCAGCACCGCCGCCAUGGGCCCGCGCCGCUCCGCCGCGUCCUCCUGCGGCCGCGUCCUCCUGCCGCUGCUGCUGCUUGGCGUCUCUGGUUUUUUCCAGUCCUAUGCAGUUGAAGUAGAUAUAAAGGAUUCCUCUAAUGCUACAUGCCUGUAUGCAGACUGGAUGAUGAGGUUCUUGAUAACAUACGAAUCAAACAAUGGUGAUUAUAAAACCACAACCCUGAAUUUGUCAUCGAGUGUGACACACAAUGGAAGCGUCUGUGGCAAUGACACACAGGCUGCCCUUGUGGCAGUGCAGUUUGGAGAAGGUCAUUCUUGGAGCAUUAACAUCACAAAAAACAAUGAAACUUACCAGGGAGACUUCAUCACACUGACCUACAACACCAAUGACACAGCUGUAUUUCCUGAUGCUAAAAGAAAAGGACCAGUUACUGUUCUUAUGAAGGAUCCUGCACGUCCAGUUCAACUGAAUACUGUCUUCGUGUGUCAUAAUUCCUUCGUUAUUGAAGCAGAAAAUGUAACACAGAUUUUCUGGAAUGUUACUGUGCAGGCUUUUGUUCAGAAUGGCACAGUCAGUAAAAAAGAGUCUAGAUGUCCUGCUGAUACACCUACUUCUGCACCUACUGUUCCACCUACUAUUGCCAAUGCAACUACUGCAUCUACCACUACGUCACCUCCUGCUCCAACAGCUCCUCCCAAACCUGCGGAGAAUCCAGACACAGGAAAUUAUUCUCUUAAAAGUGGAAAUAAAACAUGUUUCCUGGCAACUGUGGGGCUGCAACUGAAUGUUUCCCAAGACAAGCCUCUCCUGAUCAACAUCAAUCCAAAGACAACUGUCGCAGAUGGUGCCUGUGGUAACACAACAGCCACUCUGAAAUUGAAUGAUAGAAAUAGCACACUGAUUGGUUUCACAUUUGCUGUUAAAAAUACAAGUGCAAGUGUACAAAAAUUUUAUCUGAGGGAGGUGAAUGUUACUCUGCUCAACCGUCUGAAUGGUUCUGUCAUUUCAAGUGCAGAUAACAACAACUUAAGCAAGUGGGAUGCUUUCCUUGGUAGCUCUUACAUGUGCCGAAAAGAGCAAACCCUUCAGAUUAAUGAAAAUGUUCAAGUACAUACUUUUAAUCUAUGGAUUCAGCCAUUCCUUGUGGAGGCAAAUAAGUUUGCUACAGCUGAAGAAUGCAUUGCUGAUUCUGACCUGAACUUUCUUAUUCCCAUCGCAGUGGGCGUGGCACUUGGAUUCCUUAUCAUUCUUGUCUUUAUAUCUUACAUCAUUGGAAGAAGAAAAAGUCGUACUGGCUAUCAGUCUGUAUAAUCUCUUAAUUCCAUCUCUGUUGCCCACCUUCCCUGUUCUUUUCCCUUUCCCAGACUUCCUGGCCUGCUCCUUAAAAAAACAAAAACAAAAAAACAAAACAAAGAACAAAAAAAGAUAAACAAAUUAAUUCAAGGUUUCUUUAUUUAAAAAGUUCAAAUCACUUCAUGGCAGAAUAACAAUCACUUCAUGACAGAAUAAUGUGCCGUGAGUCUGAAGAUGAGUUGCAGAAGAUACUGUAUGACUUUGGAGAAAGUAAGUGUUCUGAGGACCAGAGAAUUGAGCAGAGUUGGUGUGUCCCUGUGGGAAAUGUGAUUAUUUUUAGUAAAGAAGACAUCUACAAAACUUUGUCAUUUAAUCUUUUUGUACAAGAAAAUUUCUAGAUGCCUACAGCUUGUCUUGGUUAAUGCUACAGCUAAAACUAUAAUUAAAAGUGUGAAUGCUGUGUCAAAAGGGACUGUACAUACAGUGGGAAAAUGAAUACCCAGCUCUCAACAGACUUCUGUUGGGAGCUUGGCAUAUGGCUGUUCUUGUGAAUCAGCCUGAAUUUCCUAUUCCUUCUGAAUGUAAAAGAAGUACCUGAUCUCAUUAAUACCCUGACAUAAUAGGAGAAGAACAUCUGAUUCUUCUAGUGAAUUAAUUUGUUUAAUAUCGUGUGGAGAAGCUGAUUGCUAAUGUAGGUUGAAUGGCUUUGCACUACCCUGGUGUCUAAUUUGCCAAGAUAAGGUUCAGGUCUGGAGAACUUCAGCUACUCAGAAAAGGCAACAGUCUGCUGAAGGAAAUGUCUCCUGUGCUAUUUUGUUGAACUGCAUUUUCCUUUUGUUCUGAGCUCAAUUGUGAAAUGAGGGUGGGAGGCUGGAAUUUCACUGGCUGCAGUUUCUCUGAGCUUUGAUUCUGAACAUAAAAGAAACUACACAGCGUUGGUCCAUGUGAGGACCAAAAGUAUUUUGAGAGCACUCAGACUGGCUGAGAACACAGAUUGCUGAGAGAUUCCUGCAGUUCCUUUGGACAGCUUGCAUAGGUUAACAGGGCAUCACUGAAAAGCUGUGAUCUCUGAAAGCAAGUGGAGAUAUAAAACCUUUCAGGUUUGAUAGAAUUAAUCUGCUUUUAAUCUCCUCAUUAUCACUGUCUGAGUAAGAGUAAGAGCACAAAAUUUCUAGCAUGAGGAAUGCUGAUCAUAAAGCAUAAAUGAAUAUAUGUAUAGUGAAGAAAGUGACUUGCAAAGGAAUAAGAGCAUCUUACCUGUUUGAAGAUGCUUUCUUUGUUAUUAGUGCCAUACCUUUACAAUUCUAUGUUCCAUAUCUAAACUGUAUCAAAAUCAAAUUUAAUCGUUGGUGGUUGUGUUCCACUUCAUUCCCAUUAGGUUCAUGUUGAUGGAAUGAAAGAAGCCUCUUGCUCUUCAAAACUUUUUGGUCCAUCUUGGCAAAAGCCUUUUGCAGUUAGUAAGUCCUGAGGGCACACUAAGUUUUGCCCUCUGCACAAAUGUUUACUAAAGCUGCUUCAAUAUUUAAUCUCUGGGCAUUGACCCUGUAUCCAUGUUGUGGGGGAAGCACCUUCAGUAAUUCACAUACACAAAGGUGACAGUCAACACUGAUGUUUAAGUAACUCACAAUGGCUGUGUAUUCAGGGAAGGGAGUUUUCCAAAGACUUCGUUGUGAUGGUUGAGAAAUACCUGUACAUUCAAUUAUUCUUGUCCUCACAGUGACCAAAGAUACACUCUACCUGAUUCUGACAAAAAUGAUUCCGUAAUACAAAUGGGCUCUUGGAGCAAGUUGUCCUUUUUUUUUAGGAAUGUAAUUCAAUGCUGCUGAGUGGGACUGUGUGCUUUAGGUUUGGUUGUCUUGGUCUCUUGUAUUGUACCUUUGCUCUUGCAAUACUUGAUUUCCCUGCCAGUGUUAAAUGGAAUUAUUUCAGGUGGCAUUUUAUGAGUACACACACUUGUCAGUGUGGUGCUUCUCUGCAGCCAGCAGAUGAAUCACAGCUAUGUUGUCAUGCUGAGAUUGCAGACUGAAGUAUUUAAUGUCAAUUUUUUCUAGGCUAUCUUAGUGAAAUGUGGUCAUUUCCUAGAUGCAAACACAUACAUAUAUAUAUAUAUAUAUUGUAUAUACAUAGAAAGUAUUAUUUUGAGCUUCAACUGAAGUCAAAAAUUGAUCCAGCACUUUAAGGUUGUUACAGCAUGAAGAGUGGUGUGUACAAUUUUCCAGAUCUUAAAAUGACUGUACAAAUAUGCUGACAGCAGAAUAUGUGUAUGGAAAAUAAAGUUAAUUAUCGUGUUUAUAAAGCUUUGUUUCAGUGUAAGUAGACAUGAAUACCAUUUCUGAGAGCCUUUCCAGAGGGAUUGUCAGUGUGCUUGGAUCUGGAUGUUUGUGGGGAAACAGAAGCUUUUGCUUCUAAGUAUUCACACAUUUACAUCCAAAUCAGUUGUUUUUUGUGUUGAUUUGGUCAAAGCAUGGGUCCAGCAUCUGCUAAAGGACAUCUUCUUCCAUCAGAAUCCUUCUAACAGACAGAUAGGGAAUAGAGAUUAAAUAAAGUUUUAUCUUGUUGCUAGUGUGAAGGCUGUUAAUUUGAUAGCAUGAGACACAAUGAGUUUGGUUUCCUUUCAAGACCCCACAAAUACAAAUGCUUUAAAAGAGCUAAAGCAAUUGGCAGACAGAGAAAUGCUUGUGGGUUUAACUUAUUUCUGAUGUCAAAAGAAGAGCCACUCCCCCAGCAGCAUCCUCCUUGGCAGAAGCCAGUUUCUGUUGGUCAGAAGAUGCCCUUGCAGAUAAUUUGUGCAGGCAGAGUGAAUAUGUUGCCCUGGUUCUAUCAGUGCUAUCUGGAUAAUGAAAACUGAGCAGAAUUAGUUCCUAAACUGCCUCUGGUUCAGGUAUUUAAUAGCUCUUAAUAAAUCCUUUUUGCCAGAUGGUUGGUUGUGAUGCUUGGAGAAGAGUGAGUCGUAUUGUACUGAACUCUGGCCUGGGGAAGUUUAUCAGGUGCUCAGAAUUCCAUGAUGUUGUUACAUGCUGCUUGGAAAUUCAGUCCCUAAUUGGCAGCACAAACUGCAUCUCUUAACACCAGUGUUUCAAGAAUGCCACCACAGAGUUAAUUUUACUGUAGUCACUUUAUUUUAAAUAGAAAAAAUCACUUCUUAGAGACUGAUAUAGAUCAGGAAAUGACGGCAGAUGAAGUUCCUUGGCUAUGGAUGUAGGACAAACAUUCCAUAAUGCCCCUGUUCAGGCAGUAAUUUUAGUAAGUGUGCUUUCCCAGUAGUGCUUUAUCCCAAGGUGUCCUGUCCUGCUGUGUUUUGUAGCUCCCAGCAAGCAGAGUGCAGCCGGUCUCUGUCACAUCCGAGGGAGGCUCGGGCUGCUCAGGGCAGCGCACUCUGUGUUUCAUCAGCCUUUGGGGGUGACAAACUGAUGCCCUCACUCACCCCAACACUGUGCCCUAAACUGUGAGAGGACUGAGCAUUUUUCUGCAUUUUGCUGCAGCAUUACAGCUGUGACCUCUCUGGAAUGGGGAAGAACAGGUCUGAGAGCUUUGGGCACUUCUGUGCCUGAGCAGGAGGCCCUGCCAACCUGUGAACCGUGACAAGAGAGAAGAGCUCCUCUCACUCAUCCUGUCCAAGAGACUGGGUGAGGAUUCCUGGGGCAGAGAGGAGUACUGGAGUGAGGACGAGGGAGGGAGAAAUGCAUUCAUCUUCCCACUUUAGAAAGGAAGAGCUGGAAAGGUUCAAGGGCAAACGAUUUUCUGUGGCCCUUGCUCAACACCUUGGGUGUGAUCAAGCUGUGUAAAAUGCUGCAGUCAAGAUGCUUCUGGGCCUAGAAAGCAUUUUGAGAGCUGCCAUUUUCACUUUUCCACUCUGUUAUUGCAGGAAUAAUCCAGAAUUUUUGCUGUUUAUUAUUUUAACAAGAAUAGUGCUAAUAAACUACCUCCUUUUUAGCUUUUGCCUGAGAAAUGCAUAUAAAACUAUUCUAAAAAAUAAAAUUUAAAGCCAGGAAAUAUGCAUUCCACAGGGAUCACUCAUAAAAGACCUUAUGAAAAUAGCAUUUGGAUACCAGAGGUUUUUUUCAAUCAAAAAUGAAAUUUUCUGCACAUUCUCUUCCCAGAGGAAAACUUCUAAUUUUUGCUGAUAAUGAUUUACAUCAGAAGAUGAAAAAUGUGGAUCCACGCUUUUCAUUGGUUUCCUAACUAUGAACAAAAAUAAAUUAACAAUAAUCUC